Messenger RNA from Scylla paramamosain (green mud crab), 3577 nucleotides. RefSeq names its product transcription factor E2F6-like. Gene Ontology annotation, cellular component: RNA polymerase II transcription regulator complex. Gene Ontology annotation, molecular function: DNA-binding transcription factor activity, RNA polymerase II-specific; protein dimerization activity; RNA polymerase II cis-regulatory region sequence-specific DNA binding. The record is from RefSeq and is a predicted model, not a curated record. Bases 219 to 1583 code for a protein of 454 amino acids. The transcript has 11 exons. Gene Ontology annotation, biological process: regulation of transcription by RNA polymerase II. Lineage: Eukaryota; Metazoa; Arthropoda; Malacostraca; Decapoda; Portunidae.
GCAUUAGGGCCCGUGUGUGCCUGGCCUACCCCCCGCUAGGCCACACGCUGAGCGGAAGAGCGUUGGUUUUGGAGAAAAGGUAGCGGUGGCCCUGUGCCCUCGUGGCCGUGGGGGAAGGCCGUUCUCAGCGCCCUGCCAAGUGUGAGGGCAGUGUGCAUCCUGAGGGUUGCCCAGGAGGGGAACUUGUAUGUACACACACAACAUUAAGUAUAUGAGCCAUGGAGAGUGUGGGGACACCUUCCUCUGGAGGGUUGUCUAUGGUUGGGGGCACAGUGCUGAGUGUAUGUGAUGGCCUCACCUACACCCAGCUGCUGGACCAUGGCUAUGGUCUCACCCCCAUCACCCCCAGCAACUCCCAGGAGUCCCCCUCAGUCACUCCAGGCCGCACACAGAGUGUGAAGCGCCGCCUGGUGUUGGAGGAGGGGGGUGUUGACGGUGAGGGCUUCAGGACCCCUGUCAAGACCCCCCGGCGUGCCAGGCAGAAGUCCGUGUCCUCCACCCAUUACACUCCACCGUCCAAGGGAAAGGCGCCUGCUGUUCCUCCAGCCCCUUCCCCAGGCAAAACAUCCCGAUAUGACACUUCCCUAGGACUCCUCACCAAGCGCUUUGUGGACUUGCUACAGACUGCUCCUGAUGGCACAGUGGAUCUGAACAAGGCAUCUGACAUGCUGUCAGUUCAGAAGCGAAGAAUAUAUGAUAUCACAAAUGUGUUGGAGGGCAUUGGUCUAGUCAACAAGAAAUCCAAAAACAACGUCCAAUGGUUAGCGGCCAGAGUGAGCAGCGAGGAUCUAGGAGAGGAGCUGCAGGACCUGGAAGCCAAGGAGAACGAGCUCGAUAACCUUAUAGAGCAAGCAGAGAGAGACUUGAGACAGUUGAGUCAGGACAAGAGGUUUGCCUAUAUUACAUACCAGGACUUGCACACCAUUAAAGAUUAUAAGGACAAGACUGUGUUUGCCAUCAAAGCGCCACCGGGGACACAGCUACAGGUGCCUCAAGAAUUGAAAAAAGAGAGUUGUAUACUCCAUUUAAAGAGUGAUAAUGGUCCUAUAGAAGUUUACCUGUCUGAGUCUGCCAUAGGAGAAAGCCCUGCUAAAGAACAGGCCAGCAGACAGAGUCCUCUUAAGGCCUCUACAUCAGCAACCAACACUUCCAGGACCAAACUGAGGCCCACACGGACCAAGGCCAACAAAGCAUUACUGCAGACACGCAAGCCUGUCUUUAAAACACCAAAGAAGGAAAUAGAGUCACCUGCAGAAAUGGUAAUUAAGACAGAAGUACCUGACCCAGAUGAAGAGGACCUCCUGGGAGCCUCAUCCGGUUUGGAUCUUAAUAAUGAUGAAGGUCUACGCACAGCCCUUAUCCUUGGCUCAGAGGACCUGGGACCUGUAGGGGGCAAACUCCAGCUCCAAAUGGAGGACCAGCCGAGCAGUGGUGAAGGCGGGUCUGAGGAUGUGAUGCUGGGCUGCACCUCAGGCUCCCCGCUGCCCUUCCUCACCCUGGAGCCUCCCAUCUCAGACACAGACUACAACUUCUCACUUGACAUUACUGAGGGAGUGUAUGAUCUCUUUGAUUUUAACUUCUGACCAAUCGAAGUAUAGUCCAGGGUGUGUUGUAUUUUAUAAAGAAAUUAGAUCUUGUUUCUACACAAUUAUUCCUGAAUGCAGUUUAAGUUCUUGACACUUUCACCUGCAUAAUGUAAACUUUCAGACAUUGUCUGGAAAUGUAGACAUUUGUAGUGUUCUCUCACUCCUUUAUGAGAAGUGUUCUAGGCCAAAGGUUGGUUUUUUUUAUGUCUUGAUAGAAUUCUUUUAUUCUUAAUUCAUAUUGUUUCUAUAGUAUAAAAGUUAUUUUCAGCAAUAAAGUAUUUAUGUAUGUAGAGACUUGACUGACCGAACAUGAACAAACCUGAAGUGAAAGCAGCACAGCAGCGGUGGUUCUCAUGUGCUUUGAUGUGACUUGGCAAGAAGACAGACAUUUGCUGUGGUGCAUUUUUGCUUUAAAUUUGACUGCUGAACCCCAGAUAGCUGUGAAUCUUUGUUCAUGACUGGAUACUUGCAUGUCAGCCCCAUAGUACCUGUGUUCUGGUGACCAAGGGCUGCCUCCUCAACUGUAAUAGAAGCGCAUCAAGUGCAGCUCAUGUUGCAUUCCUCGUGAAAUUCAAUCCGCAGAGUAUUUAACCAGUUACUUCCAUGAUUACUUUAGGGGUCAAGUAGUAGUGAAUUAUAUUUAAUAUUUUUUCUAGGUAAUUUCCUUUGUUUGCUUCUUUUGACUUCUUUUGUUUCAGAUAUUUCUUAUUUGAUGUUUCCUAAGUUUUGAUAAGAAUGACAGGAUUAAUUUUAUUUUCUUAUGUUGUGCUAGAAUUGCAAUUUAAGCUUUAAUGGUCGAUAGACUUGGCCUUUGGGUGCAGAGCGAGCCAUUACUUCCAUCCAUUGAUUUGUUUACUGAAUAUAUAAAAAAUUAGAUUACUUUCCAUAACAAUAAUGUGCCAAUCAAAUUUUUAGCUACAUACCUAUUUUAGAAGGAAAAUAUCAUUUUAAAAGUUUUACCAUUGCAAUCUCUUAUAUUUAAAAGACUUAUUAAAUAGUUGCCUUAUAACAACCAGAUUGGAUCUUUGCAUGGUUACAUUUUAUUCACGAUGAAAAUUUUUUAUUGAACUUUUUAUAAGCAAGAUGGGUUCUUGGGAAAACUAGGCAUAGUGAGAGCAUGUUUUGUAAAGCAUCAUACUUAUGCAAAUUAGUAAUUGGCAGAGGCUGUUAACAUGAGUGAUGUACCUAAUUGAAUAUUGAUAAAUGUUCUUUUAACAUAAAAACUGGGCCUAUUGGACCCCCUGGUGGCCAAGAUGUAUGUAGGGCUGUCAUUUACAGGGUUGGAUGGGUCAAGAGAGCCUUGAAAGGGAUUAAAUUUCUUCUGUAGUAUGUCAUGUUUAAGUCUAAUCUAGUGCUAAAGCUUUUUAAAGAUGUGUGUGCAUGUUUGCAAAUGAAUUUAAUUUACACCCAAUUUCACUGCCAUGCAAAUUAUGCUGUCAAUUAAGUGAAGGUAGUCCAGGUAGUGGUGACAGUGGUGGCUUGAGCUGGACCACAGCAUGGCCCGGGACUCACCAGGUGCCCUCAAGACAAAACGGUGGAACUCAUUCUGUUUGCAUGCAAAGAAUGUGUAUUAUUUUGAGAUAUUUUGCGGAAUGACACUUUUCUGUGAUGAAUUACAGUUGGUGAUUAAUGACGUGAAAUUUCUGACUUUGGUCCUCAACUCAUUGACGACAUUACACAAACACUAGUGCUUCAUUUUCAUACGUGUUGGAUUGCUCAUGCCUAAGGUAGCAUCAUGAAAGAUGUUUCUAGAGUUCAUGUUUUGUAAAUUCAUGGUUUUUAAGUACAAAUUAUAUUCAUUCAGUGACACAGCUGUGAGUAGAAUGGCUAAGUGUGGUGGUAGACCUUGUAAAGUGACUUAAUUGCUGCCUUGAACCAAAUAAAAUUUGGGUAAAGCCUCUGCUGUAGAUUUGCACUCAACCAGGCUUCUCACAGCUGUGUCUUGUAACACAUUUGUUAAAAAAAUGGAAAUAAAAGAGAUAUAUGAAAAA